Molecule: messenger RNA, 459 nt
Organism: Microdochium trichocladiopsis
Lineage: Eukaryota; Fungi; Ascomycota; Sordariomycetes; Xylariales; Microdochiaceae
Exons: 1
Coding region: 1-459 (152 amino acids)
Source: RefSeq, a predicted model, not a curated record
AUGAAGUUCUCCGUCAUCGCCGCCCUUGCCGCCACCGCCUCGGCCGCCGCCAUCAAGCGCGCCGAUGUCGAUGCCAUCUUCGACGUCAGUAGCUUUGAGGCCAGCUGCGUUCCCCACAGCUCUCAGUGCAUCUACUCGUUCAAGCUCGCCAAGUCUGGCACUGGGGAGACCGAGGGCGUUUCCUGCAGCGCCUAUGUCACCGCCGACAGUGGCAACACCCUCCCUGCCGUCGAGAACGGCACUUGCGAGCAGUCCAGCCGCACCUGGAAGAUUGUCAAGUCGACCGACGGCCUCGCUCUCUUCGCCUCGCAGCAGGUCACCCCCGCCUCCAACGUCACGGGUGUCCACCAGAUCAACAACUCUGAGCUCGAGAUCACCACCCCCGAGAACCCCAACGGUGCCGUCCAGCAGUACAUUGGUGCCCCGGCCUUCACCCUCGACCGCCCUCAGUACGAGUAA